Messenger RNA from Argiope bruennichi, 417 nucleotides. RefSeq lists its product as uncharacterized. The transcript is spliced from 2 exons. Bases 13 to 399 code for a protein of 128 amino acids. The record is from RefSeq and is a predicted model, not a curated record. NCBI's taxonomy places the organism in Eukaryota, Metazoa, Arthropoda, Arachnida, Araneae, Araneidae.
UGGAUUUGUUAGAUGAAUGUGAUUUUGUUUCCAAUGCAUUUUAUCUUUGAGAAGGAGAAAUUAAGCAUCAAUAUUUUACGAAACAGUGCUGUAACUACUGAAGAGAAAUUGUGUAUUGCCUUACGUUUUUUUGCUUCAGGAAGUCAUCAACAAAUAAUUGGUGAUUUCAAUCAAACUAUCCAGUCAUCAUGUUGCCGGGCUAUAAAUGAAGUAUCUAGAUGUAUAGCUGAAAUGAGGCCAAGAUUCAUUUACCUACCAAAUAAUGAAUCUGAGCGACUUGAGAUUAAAGACUUGCAAAGAUAUGGAAGAAAUAAGGAACAGCCUUUUCCUCCUGAAAAAAAAAAAAAAAGAAAGAAAGAAAAGCAACAAACAAAAAAAUCUUUUUCAUCUAUCUGGUGAUGAUUAUACAGGAUUGCU